This is a messenger RNA of Patella vulgata (common limpet), 4391 nucleotides long. Its product is annotated as myoblast determination protein 1 homolog. The coding region runs from base 359 to 1276 and encodes 305 amino acids. The transcript has a single exon. Gene Ontology annotation, molecular function: protein dimerization activity; RNA polymerase II transcription regulatory region sequence-specific DNA binding; DNA-binding transcription factor activity, RNA polymerase II-specific. The record is from RefSeq and is a predicted model, not a curated record. Lineage: Eukaryota; Metazoa; Mollusca; Gastropoda; Patellidae. Gene Ontology annotation, biological process: regulation of transcription by RNA polymerase II; developmental process.
AUCGCCACCCGUUUUCAACUAAUUUAUUCAAUUUUAACUAACCGUUGCUCAUAUGCCUAGCAAAUGAUAUCUCAAAAUGGCACCAUCUUGUUCGCACCGUCUGUUGUCAGGGCAAAGUAGGUAACUUAUUUUGAUAUUUAUAAAUAAUUAGAAGUCAAACAUUGCAAAUGACACUGUAUGUGUGAACUAUUGUGCUUCAUAAAGGUUUUUGUUGUGUCCAUUUCGAAGAAAAAAACAUUUUUUAGUUCAGUUUAAAACUGUGUACGUUGUGAAAGUUCUGCAGGUUGAGUAAAAAUUCCAAGGAUUUAAAUGUAGGCUACUUCGUUUGAAAUCUUCUUCAUGUAUUCGUGAUAUUAAAAUGGAUCCCGAGAUGAAAAAGGAUGAUGGAUAUAACGUCGCUUAUUCGACGAGCGAUGUGUCGUCUUAUGAUACGGCACACAUUUCAAACGAAAUCCAAAGUUACUAUUCCGAACUGGACUGGCAAAGUGGAGCUUUAGAUCACCACAGAUCCGUAUACACAUUAGCACCCCGGCAGGAAAUAUCACCACUUCAGUUUUAUCCCAGUUACGCACCUGUCACCCAUUCUGAUUUGUAUCCUGGAGCGAAUAUUUGGCACCCUUCAGAUAGUGGUAUACAGCUAGGGGGAGACACGCCCAUAUCUCAUCACAGUUUGGUUGUUCGGCGGGAACAUUCCAGAAAUGGAUCAUCGUCAUCCCAGAGACCAAAAAGAAGACGGACCCAAAGUGUUAUCCAAAGACGGGCAGCUAAUGUCCGAGAACGCCGUCGUAUGUUUCAACUAAAUGAGGCAUUUGACGAAUUGCGGAAAAAGCUACCGGCUUUUAACUACGAAAAACGAUUGUCUAGGAUAGAAACUCUUCGACUGGCAAUGACAUACAUAUCAUUUAUGCAAGAGGUCACUACCGGUACCGACCCUAAAGAUGUUAAACUUUUAGCUUAUCAUUCGGAUAACUCGAACCCUCCGCAUGAUCUAACAUUACAGACCAACGGAUGUCAUUCACCAAUACACCACAACGGAAUAAAUGGAGACAUUGACCAAGAACAAAUGGUUGGAAAUCUCAGGAUAGCCGAAGUUCCUCUUCCUCCCCCAAUCCAAUUAAUAGAGUUGCCAAUGACGGCAGUACACGUAGAAAUGUUACCCAGUGCCCCAGCUCAGAUAACACUACCGGUCACAAAUCUAGAGGUUUUAACCGAUCAGCAAUCGGAUACCGCUGAGGAAACAACAGAUAUAAUAGAAAACAGCUGCCCAGAAACAUAAAACAGUGGUAAAAUCCACAAACUUCCUAUAAAUUUCGAAACGAAAGUCAUCGCUACCGGGAGAUUGGUAAUAAAAAUGUAUGUAUUUUGUGACCAUCGCAAAUGCACCGGACUGUAACGAUACGGCGUGAAUAAUAAACACGUAUGUAUUUUGUGACCAUUGCAAGACGCACCGGACUGUAGCGAUACUGCGUGAAUAAUAAACCUACGUGCAAUGACAUGGGCUUGAUUACGGUAUUUAAAAGUGACAGUUUAAUACAUUUACAGCUCAGGUAGAUCAUAUUCCUAUUACUACCUUUACAAUAAAAAUAAAUAUUAUUUUACAUUUAACCCGUGAGUAUGGUUGUCUCGGGGGCCCUAACUGUGAAUGUUUUCAGUGAUUCUCAAGUAGUGAAUGGGUCUUUCUAGUUUUGAAUUUACGUCGUUUUUGGUGAAAUUGGUAAGCAAACAGUCAGCACCAUUUAAAGUCAGUUUUACAAAACAAAUUCUCUCUUGAUUUUUAGUAUUGAGCAUUGCCUUUCUAUUGACCUUUGACAUGGUUGAGGCGAAUACUAAGAUAUUUGAUAUUUUAAUAGGUCAAUGUAAGUCAAAAUAAUGUGUUGUAAUUAAUCAACCUUUUAUCAUACUAAAUGCUGAAUAUACAUAUUAAUUUACAUACCAGUUUAAGUUCCUGCAAUUGCAAUAUUCUUGAAUAAUGCCCAUUGUUGAUUUCUCUAUAAUGCCAUUGUUUAUUUCUCUAUAACGCCGUUGUUGAUUUUUUUAUAACGUCAUAAUGUUGAUUUCUCUAUAACGCCAUUGUUGAUUUCUCUAUAACGCCAUUGUUGAUUUCUCUAUAACGCCAUUGUUGAUUUCUCUAUAACGCCAUUUUUGUAAACAAAAUGUUAUUUUGAUAGCCUACGAACUGAUUAAGAAUUAUAGUUUUAAAAUGUUGGUAAAAAUUAACCAAUUUUGUAGAUGACCACCAAUUUAAGAGAUAGAGUUUAAAAUUCCUCUACAAUUUAAGAAUUAGAGUUCAAAAUUCUUCUACAAUUUCAAUAAGUUUGUAGAUGACCAUAAUAUCAUGUUUCAAAUCCUCGCAAAGAUUGGAUAUGGUAGAUUUUUUUAAUAAAUUAAUAUUGCUAUUUUAAACAUUUCGGUUAUCAUUAUUCGUUCUAGUCAUACUGUUAAUGUAUUUUUGUACAUUUAACAUAAGCAUUCCUUAGUGCCUUACUAAAAUUGUAUAUAGUUGUGUAUAAUAAGUAAUAAUAAUUUUGUUUUACGCAUAUAAGAUUUAAAGAUAAACAUGUUAUAUUAUAACAUCAUUAUUUUACCCUCACGGAACUAAAAUAUUCGUUUAUAUGCUAUUUUAAACAUUUAGUUAAUCGUUAUUCUUUCUAGUAUGCUGCUGAUGUAUUUUUGUACAUUUAACACAAGCAUUCCUUAGUGCCUUACUAAAAUUGUAUAUAGUUGUGUAUAAUAAGUAAUAAUUUUGUUUUACUCAUAUAAAUAUGUUAUUUUAUAACGUCAUUAUUUUGCGCCCUCGGAACUAAAAUAUUUGUUUAUAUAAUAAGAAAUAUAUUUUUUGUUACCUUCAUAUGAUUUUAAAGGUAAAUAUGUUAUAUUAUAAAACCAUUAAUGCACAUGCAUGAAAAUUAUGCAUUACUGAGUUCACUUCUGACAGAUAACUUGAUUUGCUACUAUGCAUUACGAUAAUUUAAUUCCAAAUUAAUAGUUUGAAUAAAACAGGGUUUCAACGUUAUGAUAGGUAUUUACUUCAUAAAAUAAUUUUCAAGCACAAGUUUAUUUUAAAAAAAAUAGUGAAGAAUAUUUCUGAAAAUAUAAAUAAAUACACUUUAAUGAUACCAAUAUACAACUGAAUUGUAUAAUAUUUAAUGCAACUUAAAAAGAAAUAAAAGGAUUAAUAAUAUAACCCGGAUUCUCAUUUUUACUAUUUUAGGUUUAAAGCGUAAUUAAUACUAAUAAAAUGACUUUUGUAUUUUUAAAAAUCCAUUAUAUGAUGGGAUAUUUAUAUUUUUAUGUAAAAAUGACGGACUUAUUUAAAUUGAUUUUUAAAAACGUAUAGCUUUUUGAUGAAAUGGCAACAAGAUAAUAAUGUCUUCCAAUUGUAUUAUAAUAUAAUAGAUGUAAUAUAAUAGUUAUUUAUAAUAUUCAUUUAAAUGUAUAUUUUAUGUGUAUUUUAUAUGCAGCAUUUGAAGCAACAAUGAUCUUCUCAAUGUCUAUUCAAAAUAGAUAUUUGAUAUUAUUUUGAAUUAGGCCGAUGUAAAACUGUCAUCCUAAUUUUUUAUCAUAAACUCGCUUAGUUACACGGAGCUACACGGGUGAAAACCUCUAUUUUUCAAACAUCCCAUAAUAAGCAAUAAUUAUUAAUUGUCAAUUUUAUUAUUAAUUACUGCACUAAAUACAAAAUAAAUAGCACCAUUACUUUACUUGUAAAAGGCUAGUUAUUACGAAGUUAAACAGUUUGGUUUCUUGUAGUCACCAAAGUACAGAUCCUUUUCAACUAUCAAUGUAAACGUGGAAAAUUAUGUAAUAUUUGCAUUGUUUAUCCCAUUGAUUGGGGCAAGCUAUAGUACGCAUACUGUUUUUAAUUUCAAAGUUAGGAUUCUGAACAGAUUCCAAAUACCAAAUUAUUAGCAGUGGCAUGAAGAGGUUUGGUAAUGCUCGGGGUAAAUAGGGUCUAGUACUCAAAAAUGUGAGAAAGGAAAUAUUUGAAAGAAAAAUGACCUUAAACAAAUUGAUCCGAUAAAAAGAAACUUAAACCAGUUUCAUUUCGAUAAAUUUGAAAAGUAUGAAAUCCAGAAAAAAUAACGUAAUGUUAUAUUGUCCAACAAAAUUCCUCAGAAAUCAACUAUAUGUAGAAAAUAUUAAGCAAAUAUCAUGCACUUCAUAGCCGAUUAGAUAAAGUCCAUUCAAAUACAUGUAUUACUUGAAUUUUAUUUUGUAUAUCAUAGUAAAUGUUUUGUUUUGUAUAUCAUAGUAAAUGUUUUGUUUUGUAUAUCGUCAGUAAUGUUUUGUUUUGUAUAUCGUCAGAAAAUGUUUUGUUUUACCUUUGUUGAAGAUUUCAAUUCUAGUCAUAUGUGGCUCAACAUUAAUAAAAUAACGUGACCUACACUAUC